AUGUCUGAAUCUUCAUUUAUGCAUUUGGUGAGACCAAAUGUGAUAGCGCCAGCAGCAGGUGCAGCAAACGGCCCAGCAAAGAUCACAAUCCACACCCCAGCAUACCUUACAAUUUUAGAGAUUGUUUCUAAGCAAGUGUUGGGUAAACGUACAAUCGGUUCUUUACUUGGUGUUAGAUCCGAUGACGGUUUGGAGAUUGAAAUCAGGGAUGCAUUUAUGAUUCCAAUUACGGAGACUGGCGACUCGAUUGCCAUUGAAGAACAAUCACACAAAGUCUUAUAUCAAUUAUACAAGAAAGCACAUCCAAAGGAGUCAGUAUUGGGUUGGUUUGGAAGUGCGUCUCAAAUAGAUGACACUACUAGUUUGAUCCAUGAUUUCUAUUCCAAAGGUGUUGACCGUGCAUUUCCUCACCCAGCUAUAUACUUGAAUGUUGAAUAUUUGGAUAGUGCGGGUAAACCAACUGCUCCAAAAGUGACCACAUACAUUGGUGCUGCAGUGGGUAAGCCGGUAUCAAAGACCAAUGUGCAAAUUGGAUGGAACAAGACUGCCAACAUCAACAACUCAUACAUCUUUACACCAAUCCCCAAUGAAAUCUUUAAUGGAACUACAACUGAAAAGAUUGCAUUCAAGACUUUACAAGAGGCCACUUUGGAAAAGAGCAGAGGAUCUUCUUCACCUACACAAGCAUCAGAGUUGCUCAAUGGGGAUUUGUCAUACUUGUCAGUGAGUAUUCAAGAAACCAGGGCUAAUGUCGAGGACUUGUUGAAAUAUAUUGACUCGCAAUCACAAAAUAGCACUAGUGAUGACAAUAUUGACUUGUUGAGGAAACUCAGUAAUUCAUUGUUGACCAAGCCACCUAUUUUGAGCAACGUUGAUGAGUUGAACAAGGCAUUUGAGAGCCAUAACCAAGAUGUCAUCAUGAUUGAGUUGAUGACAAAGGCGGUUAAGGAGCAAAUCGAAACAAGUGCCAAGUUGACUGCUGCUUCUGAAGCAGAAAAACGGUAUUAG
This is a messenger RNA of Lodderomyces elongisporus, 1008 nucleotides long. RefSeq lists its product as uncharacterized. The record is from RefSeq and is a predicted model, not a curated record. Bases 1 to 1008 code for a protein of 335 amino acids. Lineage: Eukaryota; Fungi; Ascomycota; Pichiomycetes; Serinales; Debaryomycetaceae. Gene Ontology annotation, biological process: translational initiation. The transcript has a single exon. Gene Ontology annotation, molecular function: translation initiation factor activity; translation initiation factor binding; metallopeptidase activity. Gene Ontology annotation, cellular component: eukaryotic translation initiation factor 3 complex, eIF3m.